This is a messenger RNA of Carcharodon carcharias (great white shark), 4113 nucleotides long. Its product is annotated as integrin beta-1-like. Lineage: Eukaryota; Metazoa; Chordata; Chondrichthyes; Lamniformes; Lamnidae. Gene Ontology annotation, molecular function: collagen binding involved in cell-matrix adhesion; fibronectin binding; C-X3-C chemokine binding. The transcript is spliced from 17 exons. Gene Ontology annotation, cellular component: cell surface; integrin complex; focal adhesion. Gene Ontology annotation, biological process: cell migration; integrin-mediated signaling pathway; cell adhesion mediated by integrin. The record is from RefSeq and is a predicted model, not a curated record. The coding region runs from base 308 to 2713 and encodes 801 amino acids.
GGACGGAGUGUGAGUGAGUGAGUAAGAGAGUGAAGGGAGCCGCCGCCACCGCUGGACGGAGCGACGUCCCGGAGAAGAGAAACGGAGUCUGGGUUAGAGGUGGGGGAAGUCGCGGCGGAGGCGGGGGGGGGAAGUGGAAGGGAAGAUAAGAAAGGAGACAAAGCGCCGAUUGAAGGGAGAGCGUUAAAAGAGUGUUGAUAAGCCCGUGCUGACAACAACCGCCGCCUAUUGAGAGGAGACCCGCCGGGGCUAAAGGAAAUCUUAACGGCUGUAAAUAUCUUUAGUCUGAUAGACUUUUGUUUUAAAGAUGGAUUUGAAGUAUAUCCUUUAUAUUGGACUGACUUGCUGCUGUAUGUGGUAUGGACUUGCUCAAUCAGAUCCCAGUGAGUGUUUAAAGGCCAAUGCAAAAUCAUGUGGAGAAUGUAUACAAGCUGGUAGAAAUUGUGGGUGGUGCACCAAAAAUGAAUUCCUGCAGCAAGGAGAACCAAACUCUGCACGGUGCGAUGACAUAGAAUCAUUAAAAAAGAGAGGAUGUACAGUGAAAGACAUUGAAAAUCCCAAAGGUUCACAACGUGUAGAUGCUAAUAAAGAACUUACUGGCCGUACAAGUGGUGAGAAGGUAGAGCUGAAAGACAUUACACAGAUUCGACCGCAGAAACUAACCCUGAAAUUGCGAUCAGGAGAGCCGCAAACCUUCCCACUGUAUUUUAAGAGAGCGGAAGACUAUCCCAUUGAUCUCUAUUAUCUUAUGGACCUCUCUUUUUCUAUGAAGGAUGAUUUGGAAAAUGUGAAGAAGUUGGGAACAGAAUUGCAAACUGAAAUGCAGAAGAUAACUUCUGAUUUUCGAAUUGGAUUUGGCUCUUUCGUGGAUAAGACUGUGAUGCCUUACAUCAGCACAACCCCAGCCAAAAGGAAAAAUCCUUGCACAAAUGGGGAAGUAUGUACAAGCCCAUUCAGCUACAAAAAUGUCCUAUCAUUGACUAAUGAUGGAUCAAAAUUCAAUGAACUUGUAAGCAACCAAACUAUUUCUGGAAACCUGGACUCUCCAGAAGGUGGUUUUGAUGCCAUAAUGCAGGUGGCUGUCUGUGGGGAAAAAAUUGGCUGGCGAAAUGUCACUCGCUUGCUCGUGUUCUCGACAGAUGCAGGAUUUCACUUUGCUGGAGAUGGUAAAUUAGGUGGCAUUGUUCUACCAAAUGAUGGGAAUUGCCAUCUCGAUACACAGGGUCUCUACACCAUGAGUGAUCAUUUUGAUUAUCCAUCCAUUGCUCAUUUGGUGCAGAAACUUAGUGACAACAAUAUUCAGCCUAUCUUUGCUGUCACAGAAGAGUUCAAGGGUGUGUACAAGGCACUCCAUGAUCUCAUUCCAAAAUCUGAAGUGGGUGUUCUGUCAUCCAACUCCAGUAAUGUAAUCAAGCUGAUCCUUGAUGCUUAUCAUGCUUUGUCUUCUGAGGUUAUCCUCGAGAAUAGCAAAUUGCCAGAAGGAGUGUCAAUACAUUAUACAGCCUAUUGUAAAAAUAAUACCGUUCAUACAGGGGAAAAUGGCAGGAAGUGUUUAGGCAUUCAAAUUGGCGACGAGGUGAGCUUCAACAUAAGUAUCACAGCAAAGAAAUGCCCAAAUAAUGGAGAGAAGGCAACUAUUCAAAUCAAACCUCUGGGAUUUAAUGAGAAGGUAGAAGUUAACUUGGAGUUUGUUUGUGAAUGUGACUGCCACAAGAAGGGAAUUCCUAACAGCCCAGAUUGUCAUCAGGGUAAUGGAACAUUUGAAUGUGGAGCUUGCAGAUGUAACAAAGGACGAAUUGGCCGAUUUUGUGAAUGCAGCACUGAUGAAGUAAAUAGUGAGGAUAUGGAUGCUUCAUGUAGAAAAGAUAAUACAUCCCUAAUCUGUAGUGACAAUGGUGACUGUAUCUGUGGGGAAUGUGUCUGCAAAAAGAGGGAAAAUCCCAAUGAAAUCAUCUCAGGCAAAUAUUGUGAAUGUGAUAACUUCAAUUGUGACCGAUCCAAUGGAUUAAUUUGUGGAGGAAAUGGUAUCUGUAAGUGUCGGGUGUGUGAAUGCAACCCCAGCUAUUCUGGCAAUGCUUGUGAUUGCUCCAUGGAUAAUUCAACAUGUAUUUCAAAGAAUGGACAGAUGUGUAAUGGGAGAGGCACAUGUGAAUGUGGCCGCUGUAAAUGCACUGAUCCUAAAUUCCAGGGACCUGCCUGUGAAAUGUGUCCGACCUGCCCUGGAGUCUGUACAGAACACAAGGAUUGUGUUCAGUGUAAAGCCUUUAAAAAAGGACCUAAGAAAGAUACCUGUGAUCAGUGUGAGUUUGAAGUGAAUGUGGUGAAAAAGCAGGAUGAAUUGCCACAACCAGGCCAAGUUCCAUCAAUUGCUCAUUGUAAGGAGAAGGAUGAGGAUGAUUGUUGGUUCUACUUCUCCUAUUCCGUUAAUGACCAGAAUGUCCCAGAAGUUCAUGUUACUGAAAAACCAGAAUGUCCGCAAGCACCUGACAUCAUUCCAAUUGUAGCUGGUGUGGUUGCUGGUAUUGUCUUGAUAGGCCUUGCCUUGUUGCUGAUAUGGAAAUUGCUGAUGAUCAUUCAUGACAGAAGGGAGUUUGCAAAAUUUGAAAAAGAGAAGAUGAAUGCCAAAUGGGAUACACAAGAAAAUCCUAUUUACAAGAGUCCUAUAAACAAAUUCAAGAAUCCAAAUUAUGGGCGUAAAGUUGCUUCUCUCUAAAUCUGGUGAAAAUCCAAUCUACAAGAGUGCUGUAACGACUAUUGUCAACCCAAAAUAUGAGGGAAAAUGAUGGAUUUUGUGCAUUUUUUGUGAGGGUUCCUUUUUAAUUUGUUAAAACUAUGGAUAAUGGGGUUUUUGUUUUUUUUUGUAGUCACAAAAUAGCUUUAGAUCACAUUGCAGUGAUUUACUAACCCAUAAUGUAAGUUUUUCUAUGCAGAUUUUGAAAUGUGUACAUUAUGUGUAAAGAAAGAUUGGCUGCUUUUUUAAAAUGUUUUAAUUUGAAGAAGGUGGGAAGGCCAGCUAUAAAAUGGAAUAUGAUUGUUUCAGUGAUUAUGCAGCUUUGUUUUAGUUUUUUUAAUAAUUUUUUUUCCAGGAUUUUGGCUUUCCAAAGUUCCUAUGUAAAUUGUCUCAAAAGUAUUUUAAACCAGGCAAAACAUUUGAAAAUGGCAAAAGAAGUGCCCUCAAUGUGCCAAAGGGAAUGAUUUGGAUUAAUUUCUACAGUCAUUUACACGGCGUUUGUGAGAUUUCUGUAGAAGUCCGAAAUGAAUCUCUCUAUUUUUCGGUAAUCACUAGAAACUGCGCAUUUACCUGGCUAUUAUAUUGCAACUUAUAAAACCCACAUCCACAUUCUCUUCGCUGUCGAGCACCCUUUCGGUUAGGGCAAUUCAGCAAAAAUACAUGCUGUUUAUUUUUGAAGCAUUAAGCUGUUGUGUUAAACAUGUAGCAGAAAUAUAUUUGGCAUUAUACAUACACUACGCUGCCAAAUGUGGACAACUUUAUUUAAAAUUGUAAAUGGCUUUGCCAAAUCAUGACAGAUCAAACUGUUAGUUUUUGAAAUUAGAUGCAAGGCUUUGUUGGUAUGUAAUUUUUCAGACGUUUUAUGUAAGUAUUUUUCCGCAACCACUAGUCUUCAAUUUUUAUUAUCAGCACACAUGGCCAUCACUUCCAUUUCUAAGCAGGUUCUCUUAGAUCUGUCCAAAAACUCAAAGGUCCUUUAUGUUUAGUAGCUAUUAGUACUAAUAAGGUGCAAGCAAAUGGUAACUUGAGUACAUAAUAAAUACAGCUGUUCGCAUUAAUUUGGAUUAAUUUGUGACCUCUUUCAUUCCCAUCACGUUCUUGAUUUAAAGUGCCUUUUAUUUUAACAAUGUUUUCACUAUUUCCGUACACUUUACUUGAGUUAUUUAUUAAAUAAAUGACUUUAUAAAAAUAUUGAUACUUGUCUUUCAAUGUGCAUUUUACUGCCAUAUUUAUUUUGUUUUUUCAGUUUGCCAUUGUAUACAACUGUACAUGUUAUUAAAAUGGUUAAUGGGUCAGGGAACAUUGAAUUUUUUCCCCAAGAAAUUGAUCAUUUUACUGCUUGUGAUUUUUUUAUUAAAUAGAGGAAACAGCUUUCAGUCAAA